GUGACCAACUGACCAUAAUCAAAUUCCGAACCACUAGCUUGUGAUCUCCUCAGCAACCACUCUGCCGGCGGCAAUGGCCGGACUAGAGCAGCACGGCGACGGCGGCCACCGCCGCCGCGUCGUCCUCUUCUCCCUGCCGUUCCAUGGCCACCUCAACCCGAUGCUCAAGCUCGCGGCGCUCCUCCACGCGCGGGGCCUCGGCGUCACCGUCCUCCACACGUGCUUCAACGCCCCCGACCCGGCGCGCCACCCGGAGCUCGCCUUCGUCCCCAUCCACGAGACGCUCCCGGACGAGGCCACCUCCCCCGACUCCGACAUCCUCAGGAAGCUGCUGGCCCUCAACGCCGCCUGCGAGGCGGCCUUCCGGGCGGCCCUAGCGUCGCUGCUGCGCGGCGGCCGCCGGGACGUCGCGUGCGCGGUGGUCGACGGGCAGUGCUACGCCGCGAUGGGCGCCGCCGGCGAGCUCGGCGUCCCCGCGCUCGCGCUCCGGACGGACAGCGCCGCCGCGUUCCGGAACAUGCUCGCCGGGCCGCAGCUGCGCGACGCCGGCUAUGUCCCCAUCAAAGGCAAGCAAGCUAAGAGCAACCUUUUUUUUUCUCCACAUUGGAUCUUGGAUCUCGGCGUUCAUGAGCCAGCUGCAAAUGUUCCGGCAGAGGAGCAGCUGGACGAGCCGGUGCCGGGCCUCGAGCCGCUCCGCGUGCGGGACCUGAUCCGCGUCGACGGCCGCGACACCGACGAGCACUGCAGCUUCGUCGCCUCCGUUGCCGGCGCCGUUCGAGCCUCGGUGUCCGGCAUCGUGAUCAACACGUUCGAGGCGAUCGAGGCGGCGGAGCUGGCCAAGAUCCAGCGCGAGCUGUCCCUGCCGGCGUUCGCCGUCGGCCCGCUUCACCUGCUGCUCGGCCAGCCACCGCCGGUGGAGCAAAGCCUGCACGAGCCCGACCGUGGCUGCCUGGCGUGGCUGGACGCGCGCCCGCCGCGCUCCGUGCUGUACGUGAGCCUUGGGAGCCUGGCCCGCGUCGACCGUGGCGCGUUCGAGGAGAUGGCGUGGGGGCUGGCCGGCAGCGGCGUGCCGUUCCUCUGGGUCGUCCGGCCGGGCUCGGUGGCCGGCGGCGCCGCCGGCGCCGGCGCCGGCGCCGCCGCCGACGAGGCUCCGCCAUUGCCGGACGGGUUCGAGGAGGAGGUAAGGGACAGGGGGAAGAUCGUGAAAUGGGCCCCGCAAAGGGAGGUCUUGGCGCACGCCGCCAUUGGCGCGUUCUGGACGCACUGCGGAUGGAACUCGACGCUGGAGAGCAUCUGCGAAGGCGUGCCCAUGCUCGUGCAGCCGUGCUUCGCGGACCAGAUGGUCACCGCAAGGUACGUGACGCACGAGUGGGGUGUCGGGCUAGAGGUUGGGGAAGAAGUGGUCGAGAGGGGAAUGGUGGCGAAGGCGGUGAGGGAAGCCAUGGCUGGUGGUGGUGGAGCUCGGAUGAGGGAGAGGGCACACCGUCUGCAGAUGCAAGCAUCUGCUGCUGCUACGAGUUCGGCCAUGGACGGUCUAGUCCGGUUCAUACUGUCCCUGUGAACUGCGGGCAUGUCUGAAAUCUGAAUGAUUCGGGCAUGAAUGGAAUGGUAACUUGAGAGGCAACCUUGAUGUGUUUGCUAAUUUUUCAAACAAUGUGAUGUGUUUCUGCUUCGUGCCAGCAAA
Molecule: messenger RNA, 1684 nt
Organism: Panicum virgatum (switchgrass)
Lineage: Eukaryota; Viridiplantae; Streptophyta; Magnoliopsida; Poales; Poaceae
Product: DIMBOA UDP-glucosyltransferase BX8-like
Exons: 1
Coding region: 74-1561 (495 amino acids)
Molecular function (GO): UDP-glycosyltransferase activity
Source: RefSeq, a predicted model, not a curated record